This is a messenger RNA of Perkinsus marinus ATCC 50983, 407 nucleotides long. Its product is annotated as enolase, putative. Gene Ontology annotation, cellular component: phosphopyruvate hydratase complex. The annotation marks the transcript as partial. NCBI's taxonomy places the organism in Eukaryota, Perkinsozoa, Perkinsida, Perkinsidae. The record is from RefSeq and is a predicted model, not a curated record. The transcript has a single exon. Gene Ontology annotation, biological process: glycolytic process. Gene Ontology annotation, molecular function: phosphopyruvate hydratase activity; magnesium ion binding.
AUGUCGACUAUUAUCUCCAUUAAGGCCCGUGAGAUCCUCGAUUCUCGUGGCAACCCGACCGUUGAGGUUGAUCUUACCACUAAGGACGGCAUGUUCCGCGCUGCCUGCCCCUCUGGUGCUUCCACUGGCGAGUUCGAGGCUCUUGAGCUCCGUGAUGGUGAUAAGGCCCGUUAUCAGGGUAAGGGUGUCCUCAAGGCUGUCGCCAACGUCGAGAAGGUCAUUGCCCCCGCUAUCAUCGGCAAGGACGUUACCGAUCAGGCCGGUAUUGAUAAGUUUAUGGUUGAGGAGUUGGACGGUACUCAGAACGAGUGGGGCUGGUGCAAGGCCAAGCUCGGUGCCAACGCCAUCCUCGCCGUUCUAUGGCUGUCUGCGUGCCGUGCUGCCGCCUCGAACAUGCCUCUCUAUCA